AAAGCUGAUCGUGUUUUAUGGCGUUGCGAUCCAGAAAACCAUGUUCAAGGCGUUACCUACGAAGAGCUAACUCGACUGCUUCAAGGAUAUGUGGAGAACGAGGUGGAUCUCAAUAGCGACGGGUCAUGCAGUCAGAGCUGCCCCGAUUACACCAACACAACUAAGAUGGGAUGCUUCGAUCAAAAGUUCUGUUCUCAACAACCUUCGUGCUCUGGUCGAAUUCACGAUUGUCAGUUCAUAGAGUCGGACUUAUCUGUAUGUCAAUCACCGGAGAGCAGCAAUCGUCGCUAUGACUACAUUCAAUAUAGUGACGGGCCUCGAUUUGGAGAGCGCGAGAAAUGUUGGCGUGACGUAAACAAUGUGGAGAGCUGGAGGAGAUUGUUUUACAAAUGCAGCUACUGCUUCUGCCUAUGUGAUGAACCGGGUCCAAGGUCUGAUCGAUACUUCAAUCUUCGACCAGUUGUAUCGGAUGUGUGGGAUAACAAAGUUGUGACUGGAGUGCGGUUUGUGAAGAAGAAUCGCAUAAUCCAUUUGCAAAUACAACAGGGUCAACUCUUGCCCCGAGGUGCGAUCAACGAAUCAACUGUUGAGUGGAAGCCCAUUGAUGACUACAAAAUCGAUGAUUUCAAUGUCACCGAGGGAGUCGACUACCAUGCAAUGAAUUAUGAAAACCGACGCGUUAGCCUGGAUGACAUAACAUAUACAUAUGGUCGAAUAUAUAUUGUAGACGGCGUGGGUUUCAGUGUGAAAGGUGGAAGAUUGAGUCUCAAAGUAUCUCAUGGCAUUUAUUGGUUUGAAAAGGGUGAACUAAAUACAUAUAAUAUAAAAAGGCCCAAAGAAGAUUUAACGAUGUUGGUGGUUUCGAGUUUGCGUGGGAUAUUUGAUUUAGAAUACGAAAAAUUAAACAUCGAUAAUUUGGAUGUACCAACACGAUCAACACACAGUUCAGAGCCACUGUCCAAAAAGGAGCAAUAUGUCAAAUUUGUCAAUACGGGAAUGGAAAAGGAUGCGGCACAAACCACGAUUCCAUUUCUGGAUAUGCAGGAUGUUGCUUCAAAUCCGCCAGUUCCGUUGUCCGGCAUUGGCCUCUACUAUAAAAGUAGUCCAGGUUAUGGUGGAUUUAUCGCUCCCAGAAUUAUCAGCUAUGAUAUCGCAGAUUAUGUUCGGUUGCCAAUUUCGGAGCCGUAAAAUAUAUUACACUAUUUAUUUAUAAAAGGUUUCUUAAAAUUUUCAUUUACAAUAAAAUUCACUU
This is a messenger RNA of Drosophila sulfurigaster albostrigata, 1252 nucleotides long. RefSeq lists its product as uncharacterized. The annotation marks the transcript as partial. The transcript has a single exon. The record is from RefSeq and is a predicted model, not a curated record. Lineage: Eukaryota; Metazoa; Arthropoda; Insecta; Diptera; Drosophilidae.